Actinia tenebrosa (Australian red waratah sea anemone) is the source of this 1431-nucleotide messenger RNA. RefSeq names its product fructose-2,6-bisphosphatase TIGAR. Gene Ontology annotation, molecular function: fructose-2,6-bisphosphate 2-phosphatase activity. Gene Ontology annotation, biological process: negative regulation of glycolytic process; regulation of pentose-phosphate shunt. The record is from RefSeq and is a predicted model, not a curated record. NCBI's taxonomy places the organism in Eukaryota, Metazoa, Cnidaria, Anthozoa, Actiniaria, Actiniidae. Gene Ontology annotation, cellular component: cytosol.
UGACGUCAUUGUUGUUCUUCAGCGCUGUGGAUCGUUUUCGCUUUUUUAAGGAUGUUAAAAAAUCUUUUUACACGCAAAAAUUCACACUCAAACAGACACCAAAAAUAUAAUAAAUGUCAUUUUAUAUUGGUUCGAAAAAAAUCUAAAGGUUUUUUGAAGUCAUUGGUUUGGGAUUCCAGCGUUUAUGUUUUUUCCUGACGGGUUUCCUGUGUCAUGAGACUGCKCAUUUUCCACACAGCGGGCAUACCCAAAAGGAAUAUCAAAAUAUUACUGUGCAAAUGAGCAAAAGUUCAAGAAAAACAAAAGUUCCUGGUAAAUCUGCCUUAAAAAACAUGAUUCGCUUCGAUCUCUGCGUUGUUAGGCAUGGUGAAACUAUGGAGAACAGGAAGAACAUACAUCAGGGACAUAUAGAUACAGUUCUUUCUGACGAAGGUAUGAAACAAGCAGAACUGGUUGCAGACAGGUUACAAGAUAAAGUGUUUACUCAUGCUUUUAGUAGUGAUUUACAAAGAGCUUACAAGACUGGAGAGUGUAUUCUUAGGAAGAACAAACAUGCGAAGGACUUAGUUUUAGUGAAGGAUCAACGAAUCAGAGAAAAGAAAUAUGGUGAAUUCGAAGGAAAAACACAAGAUGAAAUAAAACAAUUAGCUCAGAAGCAUAACUUUGUAUUGAAAGAUUACGUCCCMAAAGGAGGAGAAAGUAUUCAACAGUUGGCUAAAAGAGCUGUAGAAUUCUUUGAUGAUCUUUGCAAGAACAUUGCUCAAAAUGCAGAGAAUGGCAAGACAAUGGAUGAAGGUGAUAAAAGUCUUGAAUCUAGAGUUCAAGAGGCUUCGGCCUCAACCACAGCUGCAAAUGUUCUCAUUACUUGUCAUGGAGGCACUAUUAGGCAGCUGUUUUACCACUUUUCAAGAGAAAUACCAUCAGAGUUUUUAUGCAAAGGGAAAGACAAGAUCUGUAAAUUAUGCCCAAAUACAGGUGUUUCAGAAUUUGAGGUCUUUGUUGGCAAAACGUCAGKAAAAGCAGAAUUCAUUAGGUGUACAAUGACAUAUGAUGGCUCACACUUGAUUAAUGAGGAUGAAAAAAUUCCGUGUGAUGAAGACCAUGCUUUGUAAAUGCUAGAGCCAGCCCAUCAAUUUUUUUCAUUAUUUUAUCAAUUUAUUGGGAAUUUCACCUKUUUACUGGAUUAUUUAUUACUAUUAAUAAUUUCUUAACUAACCCAUGGAUAUCAUUUGCCUUAAGUAUAAUUUUAGACUUUACUAUGGAGUCUUGAAUGUUUUCCAAUAAUCACUUUGCCUUAAAUCGACAAUUAAUCGUUAAAUAUGACCUUGCACAGAAUUUUACAAUUUGUAGUGAAAUUAAUUCAAAAAAUCAAAAUCAAAAUUAAUAGGGUUUUAGUGGAGUUCAAUAAUAGUGUUUCCAUGACAUUGACAA